AUGGCCCCUGGGAAUACUGGUCGUUUUGUUAAACCCUUAGAGAAGUCAUUUUUUAAUCAAUUCAAAGAAGAUUCCAGUGAUGUUCGGUUGAAGCAAUCUAUAGAAAAUGAUUUGAUUGACAACAAAUAUGGUUUUUUUCGCGUUAAAGAUUACCAAGAGCAUACUGGUUAUCUCAUCAACAUGCAUAGCACCGAAAUUGUUGAUGAGGAUAAACGUUUGGUAGCUGCUGUCGAUUAUUAUUUCAUCAAAGAUGACGGGUCUCGAUUUAGAGUCACCCAACCAUUUCAACCAUAUUUCUAUCUAUUAGCUAAAAAAGAAUAUAUUCAAGAAGUUGUUGCUUACAUAAGUAAAAAAUUUGCCGGUAGUUUUACAAGUAUUGACACGGUCAUGAAAGAAGACCUAGACUUGCCAAAUCAUCUGAUAGGCUUAAAACAAAGAUAUAUAAAAAUUUCAUUUGCAACAGUUACUGAAAUGAAUAAAAUGCGCCAAGCUAUAAUGCCAGCAGUCCGUAAAAAUCGCUUAGCACUAAAAAAUAAUUCUUAUUACACAGAAAUGUUGACAGAAUCUUUAGCUAAUUUAUCUGAAGUAGUUUCAUCAAAGAAGCAAGUUGAUCACAUGGAAAAUAUAAUUGAUAUCAGAGAGUAUGAUGUAGUAUAUCAUAUACGAGUAUCUACAGAUUUAAAGAUAUUCACUGGAUUGUGGUAUACAGUUCAAUGUCGUGGACCCUAUAACCAAGCAACAUUUAUUCAACGCGAUGAUAUUAUAGACCGACCUGACAUGAUUGUUUUGGCAUUUGAUAUUGAAACAACAAAACUUCCACUUAAAUUUCCUGAUGCAAAUACAGAUCAAAUUAUGAUGAUUUCAUAUAUGAUUGAUGGUCAAGGAUAUUUAAUUAAUAAUCGAGAAAUUAUAUCUGCAGAUGUUGUUGACUUUGAGUACACACCAACACCAGAAUUUGAAGGUUUAUUCACUAUUUUUAAUGAACCUGAUGAAGCUGCUUUGAUAAAUCGUUUUUUUGAGCACAUAAUGGAAAUUCGCCCUCAUAUAAUUGUAACAUACAAUGGUGACUUUUUUGAUUGGCCAUUUGUGGAAACUCGAGCAGCAGUUCAUGAUUUAAAUAUGUCUCAAGAAAUAGGAUUUUCUAAAAAUACAGCUGGAGUAUAUAGUUGUCGGCCUGCUAUGCAUAUGGAUUGUUUAUGUUGGGUUAAACGAGAUUCUUACCUUCCAGUAGGAUCACAAAAUUUAAAAGCAGUUGCUAAAGCAAAAUUACGUUAUGAUCCCGUGGAGCUUGAUCCAGAAGACAUGUGUCGACUAGCCACAGACGAACCUCAAGUACUUUCUAACUAUUCAGUGUCAGAUGCCGUUGCUACUUAUUAUUUAUAUAUGAAAUAUGUUCAUCCUUUCAUAUUUGCUUUAUGCACUAUCAUCCCUAUGGAGCCCGAUGAGGUAUGGUUUUUAAUAAAUAUUACGUUUAUAUAA
Macrosiphum euphorbiae (potato aphid) is the source of this 1479-nucleotide messenger RNA. The record is from the annotation of a GenBank genome assembly. Lineage: Eukaryota; Metazoa; Arthropoda; Insecta; Hemiptera; Aphididae.